CACCAUAAUCUAAGAUGGCACUUUGCUGCCAGAAAUGCUUUGCGCUCUUCCAUCGCCCUGGCCAAUUUUAAUGUCGUAGAUCGGACAAGCUUUUGUACAAGUUGUACGGUUGGGUUAGUGUACAACUCACAAACCAAUUUGGCGCAAGAUGGAAACUGCAGCCGAGAUGAGUCCGAUUCUGCAGGAGAAGCUCAACGACGUGCUAAGCAGAUACGACGCGUUGGAGGCCAUUCUUGUGUGCACGUCCGAGGGUGUUCCUCUGCUCAAAGUUUCAGCGGAGGAGAAAUCCGAGCUAUCCUACGAGUACACCGAGACUGUGCUUCCCACAGUAUUCGCAGGAGCGGCGGAGCAGGUCGGGAAACUCAAGUUCGGAGCCGUGCAGAGCGUGACGGCAUUCUUCGACGACGUGGUACUGAUCCACAUCAACCACGCGCCUCUGGUCAUCACUCUCGUGGCACCGAACUCGCCGCAUGUCGGUGCACUCCACGCUUUGGCGAGCGAACUGCGUCCUGCACUCACGCCGCUCAAGAAGUGCGUCGAGAGCGCUGAUGUGCAUUAAACUGUUUUAAACAGAAGUGGGAGAAGUUUAAAAUCUGCGCUGCGUUUAAUUUGGAGCAUCUAUUUCUUUUUCAAUUUUACAAGUUAUCUGCCUCAUUUCC
Phytophthora nicotianae INRA-310 is the source of this 659-nucleotide messenger RNA. RefSeq lists its product as hypothetical. The coding region runs from base 149 to 559 and encodes 136 amino acids. The transcript has 5 exons. Gene Ontology annotation, cellular component: Ragulator complex. Gene Ontology annotation, biological process: cellular response to amino acid stimulus; positive regulation of TOR signaling. Lineage: Eukaryota; Oomycota; Peronosporomycetes; Peronosporales; Peronosporaceae. The record is from RefSeq and is a predicted model, not a curated record.